GCGGCACCUUAACAGAAGCGGCUAAAACAAUCAUUUUAUCUCGUCAUCUGAAAGAUAUGUCAUCUGUCAACAUGUGUGGGACGACAAAAGAAGUCGCCGCAUCCAAGCCGUGACCGCAUCCAGUGAAGACGGCGGUCAGAAGCAGCCUGACUCAGUAAAGUCUCAUCUUUGCACCCAGUGGAUGCAGAAAGGGUCACACCAGGAGCCAUGAGCGCGUCCGGGGACGACCCGCAGAGUUUACUUUGUUACCAGAGACCUGAUGAGGAUGUGGUAGUGGACCAGGGAGGGACCAGCUCUGUGAUGAAUGUUCAUUACGAGAAAGAGGAGCUAGAAGGACACAGGACUCUGUUUGUGGGAGUUCGGAUGCCCAGACAGAGCCAUCGGCAUCAUAGACCCCAUGGAUCCCGCCACCGUAAGAAAGAUAAAAGGGCAGGAAGCAUCACGACACAACAAAGCGAAGAAAGUGAGGCAGCUGCCAGCAGUCAUGACACACCAUCCCAGCGGGUCCAGUUCAUCCUGGGUGCAGAGGAGGAUGCUGAGCACGUUUCCCAUGAGCUGUUCACCGAGUUGGAUGAGAUCUGUGUGAAGGAUGGCAAAGAUGCAGAGUGGAAGGAAACAGCCAGGUGGUUAAAGUUUGAAGAAGAUGUGGAGGAUGGUGGAGAGAGGUGGAGCAAGCCUUAUGUGGCUACACUCUCCCUUCACAGCUUGUUUGAGCUCCGGAGCUGCAUCAUCAACGGCAGCGUUCUGCUGGACAUGCGGGCCGACUCCAUUGAGGAAAUAGCAGACAUGGUUCUGGACCACCAGGAGGCCUCGCACGAGCUGGAUGACACUGUUAGAGUUAGGGUACGUGAGGCCCUGCUCAAGAGGCACCACCACCAAAAUGAAAAGAAGAAAAACCUUAUUCCAAUCGUACGUUCCAUCACUGAGGGAGCGCGCAAACAGUCAGAGCCUCAAGUAGUAGGGUCGGCCCCGUCUCCCCAGCCUCCUCUGCCAACUGAACCAGCCAAGAACGGCGCUGGACAGGAAAACAGUCAAGUGGAUCUCAGUAAGGUUGAUCUGCAUUUUAUGAAGAAGAUUCCAGAAGGCGCAGAGGCUUCAAAUGUGCUGGUUGGAGUUUUGGACUUCCUGGAGAGACCGAUUGUUGCUUUUGUACGCCUUUCCCCUGCUGUCCUGCUCACCGGACUAACUGAGGUCCCUAUCCCCACCAGAUUCCUCUUCAUUCUCCUUGGCCCUGAUGGAAAGGCUCAGCAGUACCAUGAAAUUGGACGCUCGAUGGCAACUAUUAUGACAGAUGAGAUCUUCCACAAUGUAGCAUAUAAAGCAAAAGACAGAAGUGACCUUCUAGCAGGAAUAGACGAGUUCCUGGACCAGGUGACUGUCUUGCCCCCAGGGGAGUGGGACCCUUCCAUCCGAAUAGAGCCCCCAAAGAAUGUACCCUCUCAGGAGAAAAGGAAAACACCAGGGGUUCCUAAUGGCACAGCCUUGCAGGUAGAGGAACCGCAACAUGCUGAACACCAUGGGCCAGAGCUGCAGAGGACAGGAAGGUUGUUUGGCGGCCUCAUACUGGAUAUUAAGAGGAAAGCUCCUUUCUAUGUGAGUGACUUUAAGGAUGGCCUUAGCCUCCAGUGCGUUGCCUCUUUCCUCUUCCUCUACUGUGCCUGCAUGUCUCCUGUCAUCACCUUUGGCGGACUGCUUGGGGAGGCGACUGAAGGACGCAUUAGUGCCAUAGAGUCCUUAUUCGGUGCAUCAAUGACUGGGGUAGCCUACUCUCUGUUUGCUGGUCAGCCUCUCACCAUUCUGGGCAGCACUGGGCCUGUACUGGUUUUUGAGAAAAUACUCUUCAAAUUCUGCAAGUAUGAGUGUAUUAGCCUGCAUGGGCACUUUGUUGGGACAGCUUGUGGGCACCAUGGCCCAUUCACCCCAGAUGUUCUCUUCUGGUCCGUCAUCUUGUUCUUUUCAACGUUCUUCAUGUCGGCCUUCCUGAAAGAAUUUAAGACAAGCCGUUAUUUCCCCACCAAGAUUCGUUCCAUGAUCAGCGACUUUGCAGUGUUUCUCACAAUUGUUAUCAUGGUCCUGCUUGACUUUGUCGUUGGAGUGCCAUCCCAGAAGCUGAAGGUGCCCAGUAAAUUUCAGCCUACCAGAGAUGAUCGUGGUUGGCUCAUCAAUCCGAUCGGGCCCAACCCCUGGUGGACAACCCUAGUUGCAUCUAUACCUGCGCUCCUUUGUACCAUUCUCAUCUUCAUGGACCAACAGAUAACUGCAGUCAUUAUUAACCGAAAAGAACACAAACUACUGAAAGGCUGUGGGUACCAUCUGGACUUGCUGAUGGUAGGGUCAAUGCUGGCUGUGUGCUCCAUUAUGGGAUUGCCAUGGUUUGUGGCCGCCACCGUGUUGUCCAUUUCACACGUUAACAGCCUGAAACUGGAGUCAGAGAGCGCAGCUCCAGGAGAGCAGCCACGUUUCCUGGGCAUAAGAGAGCAGAGGCUCACAGGCCUGGUUAUCUUCUUGCUCAUGGGCUGCUCCGUUUUCAUGACAGGAGCUCUGCAGUUUAUUCCUAUGCCUGUCCUCUAUGGAGUUUUUCUUUACAUGGGAGCAUCAUCUUUGAAAGGAAUUCAGUUCUUUGACCGCCUAAAGCUUUUUGGUAUGCCGGCAAAGCAUCAGCCAGACUUCAUCUAUCUGAGACAUGUUCCUUUGAGAAAGGUACACCUGUUCACUAUCACUCAGCUCACCUGUCUGGUGCUCCUCUGGGUCAUCAAGACCUCUCCUGCUGCAAUCAUCUUCCCCAUGAUGGUCCUGGCUCUAGUUUUUAUCCGUAAGCUGCUGGACUUGUGCUUCUCUAAACGAGAACUGAGCUAUCUGGAUGACUUGAUGCCUGAGUGGAAAAAGAAGAAUCUGGAUGACGCUUCCAAAACGUUGGAGGAGGAAUCGCAAGAAAUGCUCAGCUUGAAGAAACUUGAUUCAGCUUCUGUUCAGAUUCCCAUGGAGAGCAGCAGAGUUGUUCAUAAAGCACAUGAUCCCAAGUGUGAUCCCUCUGAUAUUAACAUAUCUGAUGAAAUGUCUAAAACCACUGUGUGGAAAUCCCUGAACUCCAAUCAGAAAGACAUUCGUCCUGUGGCUGCUAAAAAGGAUUGAAGGGAUUGCAUUCAUUGAUGAGUAAAGAAAUCCAGCUGUAUCAUCUAGCUGUACUUCUGGACCAGGAGAGGCCAAUGUUGACCACUUCAACCAGAACAGCUUCUUCAGACCUAACAAUGUUAGACACAAUCAUAAAGAGAAAGUCAUUUUUGCAGUACACUCACAUGUGUACCUCUGUCUUUUUUAGGUUUGUUUCUAUAGAGUAGAGAUUCAAGUUUUGUUCACAUUAGCCAAUCCCAAUUAAUGAGAUAUACGAAAAACAUCACCAAGCAAACAAGCUGGUGUAGCCAUUUUUUCAUAAACUGAUGAUAUAUUUUCCACCUAAACUUGUAAAAACAUUCUCCUCUCUGUAUUUUAAAAUGUUCCUAAAUUCCUUCUGGCCAAAUACAGCCUAGUAAUAUAAUCAAUUUUACAUCUCUAAUAUAACGCAUAAGGCAGAGAAACAAAAAAACAGAAAAUCCUGAACAAUCGGGAAGAAGAGAAACACAAGUAAGUGGCAGAAUCAUAAUUUGCAGAAAUACACAGGAAAAGAGAAUAUUCUGUGCUUUAUUUUUGUCACAAAAAUGUAUAUGGAAAAUUAUCAGGCAAAGAAUGUUAUAUGCAUUUUACAAGAUGCAAUGUUUUUAUGAAGCAUUCUUAAGAAAAGAUGUGCUACUUCUGCUUUGAGAUGAUGACUCCACCAAUGGGAAAGAAAACAUGCCCAUCAACUAACCUUAGUAAAUAUUUUUCCUGAUGAUUCAUCACUUUCAGUAAGUAAAAUCUGUAAAAAAAAAAAAAAAUACAGAUAUUACUUAAUCAAAAGGACUGAGAUCAGUUAGCUCAUGUGAUGAAACCAAAUGCAUGUUCCCCUUAAAGCUCGCAUAUUGAGAGGUUUGUUUUCUGUUUUUUAUAAAAUAACAUUAAGAGAACCACAACAUGAGAAAUUCGACCAUAAUAUAUUAUUGUAAUAGCUGAGAAACCACAUAUAAAAACCGAUUGAUUGACUGAUCGGUGAUAGGUUGACUUAAAUUACUAUAAUUACUUCUUACUGUUAAUUUUAAAGGAAAAAACUAAGCCAGGUCUAAAGUUAGUAUGUUUUGUCUUUUAAAUCCAGCAAGUUCUGAAGCACAGAAAGGUGAGGGCUCUGCCUGCCAUUUUGACUUUAAAAGACUUGGAAAAACAAAUCUAUUAUAAAAGUAUGAUCUGAGGGCAAAGAGAGUCUUUGCAUGAUAAGAAAGUGUUUGCAUGAUAAGAAAAAAGAAUAGGAACUAACUGAAGCCCUGUCCAAGAAAUAGGAAAGGAUUUUUUUUCAAAUGCUUUAUCUGAAUUAUAGAAAGUGACACUUUCUGCAGAGUAGUUUAUUAGCCAUACAUACGUUUUUUGGAAAGUAUAUUUGAGUAAGAGGUCCUGUGGAUCGUCACAGCAAACUAUGAUGCAAGGAAGUUCCGUUAUUUACAUGAACAGGCUGGAAUCUUCCAAAUUUUCUUCCAGUAAAAUAACUGGUUCACCACCAGUUGACCUUAUAAUUGAUAUGCUUAGAUUUUAGGAAGACUGCACUCUGGAGGGCAGACAAAUCGUGAGUUUUAAAACAAUUUUCCCCCUCGUUAAAAAAUUGUUUAAAACAAAUUGGUCAUUGAUGUCUCCCAUAAUUGAUCCAAGCCAUUCAUAGAACUUAGCUCUUAUUCUCAAUAUAUUAUUUAUCUAAUCCUGUUGUGGUUUUGAUGGAACCCGGUCGCCUAUGGUAUAAAAAUUGUAAGACUUUUUAAGUUGCUUAUAGAUAUUAUAGAAAAAAUAACAGGUGUGACCUGCAAUGAAAGAAAACACUGCUGGUUAUUUGACAUUUUUUUUAAGAGUGCAAUCUUUCUUUUCAGUUAUUUUUUUUUUGUUUCUUUUAUUUUACUUAAUGGAAAAAUAGAUUCAAAGUUUUUAGACAGAAAUAUAAAUCGUAAUCCACACAAAUGAAAACAGCAACUAUUGCAUUUGUUUCUGGAUGUUCUGAAUAUUUCUACUUUGAUGAAUCAUAUUUUGACUUCAGUUUGCAUCAAUUUUAUA
Molecule: messenger RNA, 5163 nt
Organism: Cyprinodon variegatus (sheepshead minnow)
Lineage: Eukaryota; Metazoa; Chordata; Actinopteri; Cyprinodontiformes; Cyprinodontidae
Gene: slc4a8
Product: electroneutral sodium bicarbonate exchanger 1-like
Exons: 23
Coding region: 208-3132 (974 amino acids)
Biological process (GO): regulation of intracellular pH; monoatomic anion transport; bicarbonate transport
Cellular component (GO): plasma membrane
Molecular function (GO): solute:inorganic anion antiporter activity; sodium:bicarbonate symporter activity; monoatomic anion transmembrane transporter activity
Source: RefSeq, a predicted model, not a curated record